CAUCAGCUUCCACGUAGUCUUAGAGUCAGUAAAGUCCAAGAGGCCUCCUGGGAGUGCGUCACCCUCCAGCGUGGAGGCACCCUGGGGAGGGAGGUGGAGAGGGCACCUUGGAGGAGCUUUAAAUGCCUGGCUGGUUCUGGCUCCAGUCAGUUCACUCAGCAGCACAGGUGAGCCAAGAACCUGUCCUCCACUGACACCAGGAAAAAAGCCAGAGCGGUGGAGACUCCUCCAGCCCAGCCAGGAGCCCAGGAUGUUUCUGAAGGCUGUGGUGCUGGGCCUGGCCCUGGUGGUUGUUAACAGUGCCCGGGCAGAGGUCAGUGCUGACGAGGUGGCUACUGUGGUGUGGAACUACUUCAGCCAACUGAGCAACGAUGCCAAGGAGGCUGUGGAACAUCUGCAGAAGUCAGAAAUCACCCAGCAGCUCAACACCCUUUUCCAGAACAAAGUCGGGGAUGUGAACACCUACACCAGUGAACUGCAGAAGAAGCUGGUGCCCUUUGCCACUAAGCUGCACGAGCGCCUGACCAAGGACUCAGAGAAGCUCAAGGAGGAGAUUCGAAAGGAGCUGGAGGACCUGCGCACCCGCCUGCUGCCCCAUGCCCAGGAGGUGAGUCAGAAGAUCGGGGACAACGUGCGAGAGCUGCAGCAGCGCCUGGGGCCCUAUACUGAGGAGCUGCACACCCAGGUCAACAAGCAGGCAGAGCAACUGCGCAGCCAGCUGACUCCCUACAUGCAGAGCAUGGAGAGUGUGGUGCGGGAGAACGUGGACAACCUGCAGGCCUCCCUGACACCCUAUGCUGAGGAGUUCAAGGCCAAGUUCGACAAGAAUGUGGAGGAGCUCAAGGGGCAUCUCACACCCCAUGCUGAGGGGCUCAAGGCCAAGAUUGACCAGAAUGUGGAGGAGCUGCGCCGCAGCCUGGCCCCUUAUGCGGAGGAUGUCCAGGAGAAGCUCAACCACCAGCUCGAGGGCCUGGCCUUCCAGAUGAAGAAGAACGUGGAGGAGCUCAAGGCCAAGAUCUUCGCCAAAGCUGAGGAGCUGCAGCAGAGGCUGACGCCCAUGGUGGAGGACGUCCGCAGCAGGCUGAGGGGCAACACCGAGGGGCUGCAGAAGUCGCUGACACAGCUGAGCAGCCAUCUGGACCAGCAGGUGGAGGAGUUCCAGAGAAACGUGAAGCCCUAUGGGGAGACCUUCAAUGGAGCCUUGGUGCAGCAAAUGGAGGAGCUCAGGCAGAAGCUGGGCCCCUACUCAGGGGACGUGGAAGGCCACUUGAGCUUCUUGGAGAAGGACCUGCGGGACCAGGUCAGCUCCUUCUUCAGCACCCUGGAGAAGCACCAGGACAAGCCCCUGGCCCUCGUUCUCCCAGAACAGGGUGCUCCUGGAACAGCGCCAGAGCAGCCCCAGGAGCAGCCCCAGGAGCAGCCCCAGGAGCAGCAAGAGCCCUCCCCUUUGGAAAGCUGAACUGCCCCUGGUGUCCUCGCCCUGUUACCAUGGACACCUGCCCUGCCCUGCCUCCUGUCUGCCCAGCAGUCCCUAAGCACUUCUUGUACAAACUUGAAGAUACAUGCCCAGUGGGUGGUGAUGCCCCUUCUCCAUACUCAAUACAGUUGCUGAGAAACUAGCCCUA
Messenger RNA from Heterocephalus glaber (naked mole-rat), 1625 nucleotides. It is a transcript of the gene Apoa4, whose product is annotated as apolipoprotein A4. Gene Ontology annotation, molecular function: phosphatidylcholine-sterol O-acyltransferase activator activity; cholesterol transfer activity; phospholipid binding. Lineage: Eukaryota; Metazoa; Chordata; Mammalia; Rodentia; Bathyergidae. Gene Ontology annotation, cellular component: low-density lipoprotein particle; high-density lipoprotein particle; extracellular region. The record is from RefSeq and is a predicted model, not a curated record. Gene Ontology annotation, biological process: lipoprotein metabolic process; phospholipid efflux; acylglycerol homeostasis.